AUGCCGGCCCUUCGACAUCUAGCAGAGGCGACUGCGCUGGAAAAUGUCGGCAUGGAGCUUCCUAGAAGUGGUGCAUUUUCCCGGCACAAGAUCAGCACCUUCUUGGCGAGUGAGCUGGAGUCAACUGCUAUGAAGCUGAGACGGGGUCGUCUGCCGUUGCGCUCGGAAGGCUUUUCUGGCUGGUUUCCCAACCCUGAAGAGACGCGGGUGGCGCCUCCGGAGGGACAAGAAGCCAUGGAGGUCCAGAAAGCAGAAAAGGCGGAGGAAGCGGAGGAGGACCCCUUGUCCCAAGCCCUCCAAGAUGCAGGUGAUUCAGUGAGCAGCGAUGCAGCAAAGCAGUUGAAAGGAAUGAAGGAGAAAGCCAGCGAAAACUUGGAAACCCCAGAAGGCGGUGCAGCCAAAGAAGCUGUCAAGGAGGAUGAUAUCGCUCCGCCAGAUGUGGACAACGAACAUGGUGAACCUUCCCCGUCUGCCAUCCAGACCAUGUGGGAGAUGUCUAUCACGUAUUUGAAAGUCAAGUUCUUUUUCAUGUUUUGUGCGCUCCUGAUUGUUCCCUUUGUGCUUAUGUCUCAGAAAAAACACGCAGAAAAACCACAAUUUGAUCGAGAAGAUGGUGAAUCCGACGAGGCUGAUGCACCUUGGACAUGGGACGCCAUGGAAGAAAAAAAACAUUGUUUAGCGCAUGGCCUCAUUUAA
Messenger RNA from Cladocopium goreaui, 696 nucleotides. NCBI's taxonomy places the organism in Eukaryota, Dinophyceae, Suessiales, Symbiodiniaceae. The record is from the annotation of a GenBank genome assembly.